This is a messenger RNA of Quercus lobata, 390 nucleotides long. RefSeq names its product heavy metal-associated isoprenylated plant protein 46-like. The transcript has 3 exons. NCBI's taxonomy places the organism in Eukaryota, Viridiplantae, Streptophyta, Magnoliopsida, Fagales, Fagaceae. The record is from RefSeq and is a predicted model, not a curated record. Bases 1 to 390 code for a protein of 129 amino acids.
AUGAAGCAAACGGUGGUCCUCCAGGUUACCAUGGAUUGGCAGAGGUGUUGUUUCCGCAUUAUGAAAGGCGACCAUGCUCGCAAAAAAGCCAUGAGGAUUGCAGUUGGCCUUUCAGGAGUGGAAUCAGCAACUAUAAAAGGGCAAGACAAGGACCAAAUAGAGGUAAAAGGCGAGGGGAUCGAUACCGUUAAACUUGCAACGUUACUAAGGAAGAAAGUAGGGCAUGCAAGCAUAGUAAGCGUUGCAGAAGAGAAGAAAGAAGAAAAGGAAGAUGAGAAAAAAGAUGAACUGAAGAUACAGUACAUGGUUGGGCCUCCUAGUUAUGGUUUGCCUCCAUACACAUACUAUGAGAUUCCCAGAUAUGACACACCUUCUUGCUCCAUAAUGUAA